AUGGCUGAGAAAAGGAGGCCAACCUGCAAUGGAAAACGUCAGCGCCGCGGGAUCCGCACCACAGCCUCCUCCCGCGACCACAGCGCAGGAAUCCGGCCGCUGGGCGCGGGGGCCGCGCAGCCCGCCACACGCUCGAGGACCAGCCCGGCUCCUCCAACAAGCCUUCCCGGGGUCACCACACCCCCUCGCCGGCGGGGGGCACCGGCUCCUCCAGGCCCGCGGUCGCCGCCGCCGGCCCAACCACAGCUCCCCCGGUCACCCGCGCUCGGCACCCUCCACCGCUCCCAGCGCCCCCCGCCGCCUCAGCCCCCCGAGCCCCGGCGCCGCCCGCCCCGCCGCCCACCGCCUCAGCCUCGGGGGGCGCCCCGGCCUUCCCCAGCCCGGCUCCCGGGCGCGCACAGCCCGCUCCCCUCCCCGGGCCGAGACCCCGCGGCUCGGAAGGGUCGCUCGCCGAGCUCGCCCGCCGGGGAGAGGGCGGGCGCGCCCCCGCCUCACGCCCGACCCCGGGGGGGGGGCCGCGACGCCCCGCUCACCUGGCUCGGGCGGCGCCUCCCUCGCUCGCAGCCGGCGGAGAAGGGCGGCCGGGCGGGCUGCAAGGGGGAGAGGGAGCCGGGGGGGAGGGGGCCGGGAUGCCGGGAGCCGCCUCCUUUCUCCGCCGUCGCCGCGGCUCCCGCAGCCAGCUUCUCCCAGGCCUCUUUCCCUACCUCCGAUCACCAUCAGACCCCCUCUGCUGGAGACAAAGACUCCAGAGAAAGGAAUGAGGAGAAAGACAAGCCUGAAAAAGAAUUUCGAUCAGGGAGACCGUGA
This is a messenger RNA of Talpa occidentalis (Iberian mole), 807 nucleotides long. Its product is annotated as basic proline-rich protein-like. The record is from RefSeq and is a predicted model, not a curated record. NCBI's taxonomy places the organism in Eukaryota, Metazoa, Chordata, Mammalia, Eulipotyphla, Talpidae. The coding region runs from base 1 to 807 and encodes 268 amino acids. The transcript has 3 exons.